AGAAAACAUGGGAGCAUAUAUGCACACAAUUUGCCUCCCAGUCUUGACUGUCGGCUAAACACACCAAUAAAUGAACCAAUCAAAGCCACACACUUCCUGUUUUCCCUUCACAAACACACCCUCCAUCCUUACUUUGACUCCUUCUGGGCUUCAUCUCAGGGCUUAGAAUUUAUUUGGUCGACCACUUGCAUGGAAUACUUUCUACGUUCAGAUUAUUUACUUGAAAGAUUUGUGAUGAUUUUCCUAAAAAACUUCCCCAAACUGUUCAUGAUUCUGUCUCUACUGAGCGGCUUUGCUUGUGCUGAGGAUCCAGUGUCUUGUAAGACUCUGUGGGGAAAGGUGGGUGACUUCUCUCUGUGUAGCCACUGGACACUGAAUCCUCAAGUCUCCAUCCCUGCUCUGCAAGAACUAACCGUCUGCCUUAAUCUGAAACUUGAGGCUGAACCUACUUUACCAAUAACAGUCUUCAUGUACCGACAUCCUGAUGUCCAGUAUGCUGAGCUGGGUUUGGGCGUAAAAGGGAAGCUUUUGGUUGUCUGGUUGUUUGGUGAGGAGUGGAAAACCCAGCCAGUAAACCUCUAUCUAUCCCAGUGGUACUCAGUGUGCAUCACCUGGUCUCAAACAAACAACAAGCUUACCCUGUUUGUUAACGGGGCCCAAACAAACAUGACAGCAGUAAUUUAUCCAAAAGCUUCCUCCUUUGCGUCCCCCUCGUGCUGCAAGCUGUCUCCGAAUGGAUCUCUCAGUCUGGGCGCAGGACACGUAAUCGUUGAUGGAGACAUUCAGGCGAUUCCAUACAGCAGUUUCCCUGGCAAAUUAUCCAUGUUUCGGAUAUGGGGGAAAGAGCGCAGUGAAGAAGAAGUGACGUCUUUGAAAUGCACAGAGGGGGACAUAGUGAAGUGGGAAGAGGAUCACUGGGACACACUGUCCUGCCAAAGCAGCCCAGAUUUAAGCCUCCUGUGCGAAUGGUCCUUUUAUGAAGUCAGACUGGUCAUUGAGAUCAUCCGCUAUGACCAAAACAACACAGAACUCUAUAGAGCCAGAGACAUCGCUCAUCGCUGGCUCCGAGUGGUCCUGCCAAGGAGCAUCUAUUUACACAGAGUGUCCGUGUUCGACAUCAUCAGCUCUUCCAUAGAAGGACAUAUCGGAGUAACACCAGCUGAAGACAGGCUGAUGGCGGGGACUGGGCCUAAUAUCAACAGGUUUUACUGUCUGGUUCAUGCCACAGUCUCCCCUCCUAUGGAUGUGGCCUAUGUGCAGAAUGAGAUACACAUUGACCUUAUGGAAGCCUACCAUGACCCCACCGGUGUGCUGCAGUUGAGGGCGGACAUCAGUACCAUACAAACCACACCUGUUGAGACCUUCUCUCUUACCACCAUCAGCCCGUCUCCUGCGGAGACAAAUCCCACCCCUUCCACAACCUCCACCUUUACAACUGCAAUCCCUUCGACUAGUCCCCCUCCAACCACCACGCCUGAAGUCCCACAGACCAGCACAACCACAAACACUCUCACUACAACCAAUGUUCCCACUACUGCAACCACUCCCACUACCACAAAUACUCCAACUACAACAAACACUCCCACUACUACAAAUAUGCCCACUACUACAACCACUCCCACUACCACAAAUACUCCCACUACUACAACCUCUCCCACAAAUACUCCCACUACAACAAACACUCCCACUACUACAACCACUCCCACAAAUACUCCCACUACAACAAACACUCCCACUACAACAAACACUCCCACUACCACAAAUACUCCCACUAUCACAAACACUCCCACUACCACGAAUACUCCCACUACUACAACCACUCUGACUACCACAAAUACUCCCACUACUACAAUCACUCCCACUACCACAAGCACUACAAGCACUACUACAAACACUCCCACUACUACAAACACUCCCACUACCACCAGAGAGGCAUCUACCACCACCUUCCCAACAGGCCUUACGAGUGUCUCUGAUUUGUACUUUGAGAUUAAGGUAAAUGUGUCCAUAGCAGGAGACUAUAACCCACAAGAGAUCCUGCCUAUCUGGCUUAACACGAGUCUACCUGAUGACCUAAUGGUUGUGUUGGACAUUCAGCUGGUCACGAAAGCUGAAAGACAUUUGUUCUACCUGCAAUCAAAAAACAUUACCUGCGAUGCAGUGUCCAUUUGCCAAGUUUCAAGAGAAAGUUUGAUUUUCCAGGUCCAAGUCUUGAUGCUGUUUGCAGACACACAGGAAAUAGAAAAGCAGAUCCGGGAUCUUCUGCUGAUGCCGUAUAACAAUGGCUCGAUCACCAUAGCAACAGAGGACAUUGAGAUAAGUCGUAUUUUGGUAUAUAAGUGCAACAUGGAAACCCAGCAGACCCUGAAAGGUCAGUUCAUGUGGCCUGAAACAUCAGGAGGAAAAACUGCCACACUGUCAUGCCCAAAAAACCCUCUUCAAUCUGCAACUCGACACUGCAAAGUUUGCAUGCUGACCCACUGGUUGGAUCCAGACUUGGAAGACUGCGACCGAAUGGUGGAAACUAUUCCCGAUCUGGAUGAUGUAGAAGUUACUCCUGAUAAUGCAUUUGAUGUGGUGGAGACGAUUGAAGAUUUAAUAAGUGACAGCUCCAGUCUUCUCUACGAGGACAUGGUCACAGUCCUCAACAAGCUGAAGGUUAUUCUUAACGUCAGUGUGGUCACACCCAACCUGGGCCAAGCCGUAAUCAAUAUCAUUUCAGACAUACUGGAAUCAGACAGCAACUUGACACCUUUUACAAACACUAUUUUAAACAUCACAGAGUCUGUGGGAGACAGGAUCGUGGGAUAUGAAGGCCACUUCACCCUUGUUGCUCCGGCGAUGGCUCUCUCAGUGGUGGAUGUAGUUCCUGAUCACUUUGACAGCUUGUACUUUGGAGUGACGUGUGACCUGUCUGGUAUAAACCCUGAGAUUUGUAUUGAUAAAUGCCCCCCCAACGGCACGGUGGCGUUUAUUUCCCUUCCAUCUAUCCUGAAGGACAGCUUUCCAGAACACGACUUCAAUCAGAACCCGACGAGAGUCCAGUUUCAGUUCUACGGCAUCCCACUGCUCUUCCAGCAUAACCAAAAGCAGCAGAUCCUGAACACCUUCGUGGUGUCGGCCAGUGUGACCAACAUCAGCUCUCCGAUCAGAGACUUGGCUGAAGACGUCACAGUCAUGCUCCACCAUUUAAAGCCAAAUGCACGUGACAGAGACGUGCAGUGUGUGUACUGGAACUUUAAUAAAAACAACGGACAUGGAGGCUGGGAUGACGAAGGCUGCCAAACACACAACAGCAGCUCUGACUACACAACCUGCCUGUGCAAUCAUCUCACACACUUUGGAGUUCUUCUGGAUGUCUCCAGGACUACGCUGGACCCGGUUAACGAACAGAUCCUCACCAUCAUAACCUACGUGGGCUGUGGAGUCUCAUCUCUGUUCUUGGGAAUCACUGUCCUCAUUUACACAAUUUUCGAUAAGCUUCGGAGAGACUACCCCUCUCAGAUCCUGAUCAACCUGUCCCUGGCCCUGCUGGGCCUGAACCUGGUGUUUCUGGUCAACUCCUGGUUGUCCUCUUGGGGGGUGUACGGCCUCUGUGUGGGUGUGGCGUCCACCCUGCACUACUUCCUCCUGGCUUCCUUUAGCUGGAUGGGCUUAGAGGCUGUUAACAUGUACUUCGCCCUCGUCAAAGUUUUUAACGUCUACGUGCCCUCCUACAUUCUCAAGUUCUGCGCUCUGGGAUGGGGGAUUCCACUGGUGGUGUGCGUCCUGGUGCUCAUUAUCAACAAAGAUGCUUACGGCAGUAACAUGACAACACACUCUACCGUGCUAGCACUGAACAAUUCAGACAACUUCUGCUGGAUUCAGGACAACAUUACAUUUUAUGUUUCCGUUGUUGCCUACGCAGCACUACUAUUUCUCUUUAACAUUGGGGUGUUUGUGGUGGUUCUGAUUCAGAUCCGCAGAAUGCGUGUCAACAGUCCCGCAGGGACUCCAAGAGGACUUCUGCAUGACCUGAAGGGAGUGGCCAGUCUCACCUUGUUGCUUGGACUAACAUGGACAGUUGGUUUCUUCACCUGGGGGCCAGCGAAGAUUUUUCUGCUGUACCUUUUCUCUGUGCUCAACACGCUGCAAGGUCUUUUCAUCUUCAUCUUCCACUGUCUGAUGAAGGAGAACGUCAGGAAGCAGUUCAGAAUUCAUCUGUGCUUUGGACGUUUCAGAUUGGAUGAGUACUCUGAAUGGAGCAACUCUGCGUCGGUGGGAGUCAAGGCCGAACCCCGAGAGAAUCUCGCAAGAGCGGCAUCGCAGUCCUUCCAGUCGGUGAAGUCCAGCUCCACAGAAAGCACAUCCGCUUCCUCGGACUCCAGCCAGAGAGAUUCGUCCUGCAAGAGACCACACCUGGGUCUUUUCGUGAACAGCCUGGCUCUGCCUCCAGUCCAGAGAGGCCCCCCAGAUACCAAGACUUCGGCUUACUACAGGGGGGUAAACUAAACAACGGACUGGAGAAAUCACUUUCUGGUCGAGCGGGCACAGAAGACACAUUUCCUCGUCGGCACAACUCAAAAUUCAAACUCGGUUACGUCGCCUUCAGCGACAGCAGCCGGAGAUAUGUAAUUAACACCGAGUGCAGCCGCACAUACAUCUACGAGGCAACGGCUUCAUUAGGUAAUUCUUUCAAGCAGUUCUUUUGUUGAUUUUGUUUUUGCUAAAUAUUGUAAAAGAGCCUGCAAUUAUGGAGACAUGAGCAGUUGCAUCACUUCCAAGGAGGAGUUGGUUGCCAAGCAACUGGUGAGUGGAGCUGUGGUGACAAUGAACCGUGGCAUAGUUUGAGGGGAGAAAAAAAAAAAAAUAAAUAUGACAAAAGUGUCACCUUGCAUACUCUUUGCAAAACAUUUUAUUCUGCUUCAAUCAGUGGUAAUGUGAUUCUGAACGGCGCUUUGUUCUCAUGAAGUCAGACAUCUUUGAUUUGACAAAGCCUGAGUGUUUUUCCUCUUUCAUAUUAAGUAGGACUUUUUAUUGAUUUUCCAUGUUUUUAGAUGAAUGCUGAAAGUAAAUAUGUAAACUCAGAAUAUUUAAGGGUGUGUGUAUUAAAAAAAAAUCAAUUUGCCAUUAAAAAUCCUUACUUUA
Messenger RNA from Oryzias melastigma (Indian medaka), 5127 nucleotides. It is a transcript of the gene adgrg4b, whose product is annotated as adhesion G-protein coupled receptor G4. Bases 190 to 4491 code for a protein of 1433 amino acids. The record is from RefSeq and is a predicted model, not a curated record. Gene Ontology annotation, cellular component: membrane. Gene Ontology annotation, biological process: adenylate cyclase-activating G protein-coupled receptor signaling pathway; cell surface receptor signaling pathway. The transcript is spliced from 32 exons. Gene Ontology annotation, molecular function: G protein-coupled receptor activity. NCBI's taxonomy places the organism in Eukaryota, Metazoa, Chordata, Actinopteri, Beloniformes, Adrianichthyidae.